This is a messenger RNA of Linum tenue, 2326 nucleotides long. The record is from the annotation of a GenBank genome assembly. Lineage: Eukaryota; Viridiplantae; Streptophyta; Magnoliopsida; Malpighiales; Linaceae.
CUCUGUUCGGUGUUCUUCGUCCCUUUUUCUCCCCUCUGAAAUUACCGGGAAAAGAAAACUAGAAAGAUUAUAAAUUUUCGAUUUCGUUCUUAAUUUUGAUUUUUCCAGUGGGGUGGGUUUUAGAGAUUUUGAGUUUCCUUGGUGGUCAGUGUAUCCGGCCGACCAGAAUGCCUCGCGCGUCGAAGAGGAAAGCGGCCCCGCCAAGCUCCUCCUCCGUCGCAGCACCGCCGCCCGAUCAGUCCCGGAAGCGCACCGCCAAAGCAACAAGUAAACCCAGGUUAAAGGAGAGUGACCAGAUCGACAACCUAUUUGAUACGUAUGCAAACCGCUCGUUGGGCGAGAUUGAUCCCGAAGGAAUUGAGUCGUUGUGUUCAGACAUGAAAGUGGGAUACACUGAUGUCAGAAUCUUGAUGCUUGCUUGGAAAAUGAAAGCUCAGCGGCAAGGAUAUUUUACCAAGGAUGAGUGGCAAGCAGGCCUGAAGGCUCUCAAGGCUAAUACCAUAUUGAAACUAGUGAAAGCACUCUCAGAACUGAAGAAAGAGGCGGAGUCGCCAGAAAAUUUUGAGGACUUCUACUUAUUCGCAUUCAAGUACUGCCUAACAGAAGAGAAGCAAAAAGGAGUAGAUAUCGAAAGCUCCUGUGAAUUGCUGAAAAUUGUCCUCGGAUCUCAAUUCCAUUCCCAGGUUGAUUCAUUAGUUGAGUACCUAAAGGUCCAAAAAGACUACAAAGUGAUAAAUAAGGAUCAGUGGAUGGGUUUCCUUCGGUUUUGCAAGGAGAUUAGCUUCCCAGAUAUGGCGAACUACGACGAGAACCAAGCUUGGCCAUUGAUCCUCGACAAUUUUGUAGACUGGAAGAAGGAGAAAAGCAGCAGCAGAUAGUUUCUACUUAGACAGUUUCUAAUCCCUACUCCCGAGUAUUAAGGUUCUGUUAACAGUGAGAUGACCAUCGAUCUUCUUGUCUCGAUCACCCCAGUCGAUCUACUCGCAGGUCUUUGCCAGAACGCCUCAACCCUGACAAGUGGAGCAUUGAUAACUAACACAGAUAAAUAGGAAGAUACAUUUUUGUGUCAGACUCGGAAAAAGAUACAUUCUUUCUCUGUGUUCUGUUGUUCCUCACUUCUUUUCUACAAUCCUGUACUCCCAACUCGGAUAAUUUUUUAGUUGAGAAUGUGGAAGAAUAUUUUGUCACUUUUAUUCAGGAUGGAAUCAAACCAAAAUAAAAAUACCAUUGCAGUUUCUCUUGCAACUUGCAAGGGCCAACAAUGAUAGUGAGGAAGACUUUCAGGUUUGAAUACGCCCAGUGAAACCAAUAUAAAGUUUGUUCCUUUCUCUUCCCACAUGUCGAUUAUACGAGAUCGUACAACCUGAGACUAAAUUGAGCACCAAAACCUUGUUCUGAUCAGAUAAACUUGGCCGAAGCAAAGAUCAUCCAUCAGAUAUACAUAUUUUACAUUGUGUGCAUUGAACAGAGUACUCUGAAAGAUGUUUCUAUUCUACACAACUGCAGAGUGAAUAGCAUGGGGAGUUUAGCCUCUCGAAACAGUUUAGAGGAGAGCUAAUCAUUGAACUUGUAGUGCUUGUAUAUUGGAGCAGAAACCUCCCAGGUGCAGCUCAUCCCUUUGGGGAAAUCAGCCAAGUCACCCGCAGAGAUCACAACGCCUUCAUCAGACCCUUCUGGGUAAAUCUUUGCCUUCCCCUCCAGAAUGUAGGAUGUCUCGUUGGCGGAAUAUGUCCAUGGGAAUUUGCUUGGAGCGAACGCCCACCUGCAGCAAGCACAAAUUGUGGGAAAUCUGCAUUAGUUUCCAUAGUGACCCUGUUAAUGAUGGAACAGAGGAAUCCCCUGCUUCUGUAGCGUGGAAAGACUCCAACUUGCUCCUGGAAAUCCUCUCACCUGGGCCAAGAGCGGACGCCGAGGUCGGCGAGCUUGGAAUCGGGAGGGUUCCUGACGAUCUUCAUCCCUGAUUUCUUCACCUGGAUUCGCUUCUCAAUUUCCUCGCGUCUCGGGUGUAUAGCAGCAGCGCCCAAAUGAGCUGAAUCUGAUGGAGGGAUCUUGAGGUCGAGGUUGGAUGGAAUCGGUUGAGUGAUGAGCGAGCUGCCGUCUUCCCGUCGGUGAGCUUGACAAGCAAGAGCCAAGAGAGAUGCCACGACGGAGGCGAAGAGAAGGCGAGAGGCUGCCGGCGAUUGCAUAUUGGGAAGACUUUGAAAGUAGGAGGAAGAAGUCAGUGGCGAAACAGGGGAAUGGAGGGAGGAAAUGAGGAAUAUGAUUAUGAAGGCAGAGUCGCAAUGGUAGAGGAAGACUUUUUAGGCCAGGCCAGCGGAAGUCCAAG